AUGAAGGCCGUCUUGCCGGGCAACCCGCGCUCGAGGCUCCAAGGGCUCGCCUCGGGUUACUGGGACUCGCGACACAUUAAUGUAUACAUCACAGGCAGCGCCUUUGCAAUCUUGGAAGGAUCCCACGGCAUUCUACAGACCGUUUACGAUGAAGGCGAACAACCGCUAGAAGCCAUCGCAUUCGACGAAGCGACAGGCAAGAUCGCUACUUGCACAUUGACCCAAGUCCGGGUGUACAAGCCAUUCGGGUCACACGAAGACACUUUGAAGUGGGCGCUCGAAUCGACCUUGGACAUUCCCUAUCCGAACCCCGACGUGCCCUGUACAUUGUCAUGGGGAAGCUCCGCAGAGCUGUUGCUGGGCACACAAUACCUGUCCCUUUUCGACACCAAGACCGAACCGAGGUGUAUCUGGCAAAAGAAGCUGCCGAGCAUCGCCAAAUAUGCCUUAUUGUCGUACGAUUCGAGAUACAUCGCCACGUCCAGCCAUCAUGACCACUUGAUCAAGGUCUGGAGGAGACUCAACUUUGGUGCCGACGAAGUCAGAUUUGAUCUCACAUACCUCCGACACCCGAAUAUCAUAACCUCUGCUAGAUGGCGCAGACCAUUCCAUGUUGAGCAGGCCUCCGACAAUGUUCUAUACACCACUUGUCUCGAUAAAUGCAUACGAGUCUGGACACCUACCGACUCACCUGACGGGAAGCAUUGGCAGCUAUGGGGACAGGUGGAUCUUUGCGCGCCAUCGCAAGAAAACCCAGAGGGCUUGGACAUGCGCUUCGCUCUGGUUCUUGACGGGCGAGACUUCACAGCCUCUGUAGAACAAGCUGUUCAGGCGCGAAUGUCUGACGACUCAACCACCGACGACCCCGUUGCCCUAGAUCACCUAGUCGCAGUCGCGACCAAGAACCCAGAAAUAUGUAUAGCUCUUGAUGGGAAGGGCAUCAUGUCGGCAUGGGCGCUCGAGAAUGUCGGCAGUAGUACCGCGAAUUCACCAACCCUAUUCAAGGUGGCUCAAGUCAAGGAUGUCCAUUUUGAGCUUCUCGGCAACUUCCUUCCAGUUCAAGACACGCCUCACACAGAGAUACAAACGUAUUGCGACAAGGAGAGUGGCAAGGUUCACUUUAUGUUACAUGCAUUCGACGGAAGAAUAGGCGUGUUUACCGGAAGUGUUGCUGAUCUCUUUGACCCUAUGACCAAUGAUCGACGUCUCGCCCUUCAAACCAUCUGGUCUGGACAUUCAACUUCGAUUACCAAGAUCGUCCGAAAUUUCAGCGGACGAGCGGUGGUCUCUCGAACCAGAGACGGCGAAAGUAUCGUGUGGAAGCAUAUUUUCAGCCCACGGGACAACUCGGGCCUGACCUUGACACGAGGGAGCGUUAUCCCCGAGAAGGGUCACAUACAUCGCAUAUGUGUGCUGAGAAAGGGGCGUUUUGUGGUUUUCCUUCGUCAUGACACAUUCUCGCUCUGGGACUGUAGGACAAGUCGAGCUACUGCCCUCUCUCAGUGCGACUACGAGGUGUCAGGGAAGCCACUGUGCCUCAUCAUUCUGCCUCGAUCGGAUGUCAAGAACUAUACCGUUGCCCACAUUGCGACAAUAACGUCGGAAGGACACGGUAUCGUGUGGGAGGUUCAACUGCCUUGUUACUUUGAUGACCCAAAGACAACAGCUGGGGCCAAUAUCGAGGAACUGUGUCGCUUUGAAAUAAAGGAUAUAAAGAGCCUGGCCUAUGUGCUGCCAGUUGAUCCUGCAGGUUCGCAGCCCAUCGUCUCGGGCUUUCUCGAUAUAUUCGCUCGCGAUGUUGCCAUUUCUUAUACACACACGGGUCGCGUGGACUUUUGGACUGCACGAGUUGACCCUGAACAGCGAAGCGUUGGAUGGCUAUCGACGUGUACCACGGAGACGGGAGUUUCUGAGCCAGCACUGGUCAGUGGCAGUACAUUGAAGAAGGCUGCCCUCGUGAAUUCGUCGAGAUCGCAAUUGACAAUUUGGGACAUUGGUGGUGCUCGUCUUGAAUACGAGAAUAACUUUCAGGAACACCAGGUGAUCCAAGAUCUCGACUGGACAUCAACACCCGAUGGCCAGUCUAUUCUCGCCGUUGGUUUCCCUUACCGAAUCAUCCUACUCUCUCAGAUGCGAUUUGAUUAUCUCAACAAGGGCCCAGCAUGGGCACAAAUUCGCGAGAUCAGCAUUCGAGAACUCACACCUCACCCAAUCGGUGACUCAACCUGGUUGGGCGACGGCCACUUGGUUAUUGGUGCCGGCAACCAGAUGUUUGUGCAGGACAGGCACGUUGGAAUCUCCGAGUCUAUGAAGAUGGAUCUGCGUCUUCCUCUGCGCAAAGAUGGCAAACUAGACUUGUUUCAGGUCGUUCAAAGAUUCAACGGCCCCUUACCAGUCUUUCAUCCCCAAUUUCUUAUGCAAUGCAUUCUUUCAGGGAAGGCGAUCCUUGUCAGGCGCAUUCUGGUGGCUUUGCAUAAGACCUUGAAAUACCACAUUGACGGCGAAAUGCUGGAUGACUACCUAGGAAUGGACUUGAGCGAAUUCUAUAUGCCCGAGCAAAGUCAUACUUUAGCUGUUGAUAAGUCUUCUGGGGCGUAUCUGAAUGGAAGCAACACGGAUGAGACCGAUGACGAGGAUGUUUUUACGGAGCAGACGGCGGUCUCGAUCAACGAGAAGCUCGUCAAGAUCGAUAUCAUCCAGCUCUCAGGACACGAACAGAUCCAGCUCGCUGACAUCAUUGAAUGCGUUGCCCUUGUUGAGAGACAUCGGCGAUCGAUGGACGAGAAUGGUGCUCGAUUUAUGCUGCUGUUCCGCCAACAUGCCCUCCGUAAAGGACGAACCAACGAGAUGCACCUCUCAUGGCGUGAAAUCAACUGGGCUUUCCACUCCAACAGCCAAGAUAUUCUGGUUGACUUUAUAUCGCGACAGAACCAUGGCAGUAUGCUUUGGGAACAUGCUCGUGAAAGUGGCCUGUUCAUGUGGCUCACUGAUCCUACCGCACUCAAAGCUCAAUUCGAGCUGAUCGCCAGAAACGAGUACGCAAAGAACGAGGUCAAAAACCCGGUUGACUGCAGCCUUUACUACCUCGCGCUCCGGAAGAAGACGAUCCUCCAAGGGCUUUGGAGAAUGGCGAACUGGAACAAGGAGCAGGCAGCCACUCAACGCCUGUUGGCAAACAAUUUCGAAGACCCUAAAUGGAGAUCGGCAGCACUCAAGAAUGCCUAUGCCUUGCUUAGCAGGCGGCGAUUCGAGUAUGCUGCAGCAUUUUUCCUUCUUGCGGACCACCUCCAUGACGCUGUUCAGGUUUGUCUGAAUCAGCUGAAAGACAUGCAAUUAGCCAUCACAAUAUCGCGCGUCUAUGAAGGCGAUGACGGCCCUGUUUUGCGCCGUCUUCUUCAAGAUACAGUACUCCCACUAGCAGCACAGGAGGGUAACCGCUGGCUGGCUGCAUGGGCCUUCUGGAUGCUCGGCCGUAAAGAUGUGGCCGUACGAGCACUUAUUACACCGGUGUAUACUCUCUUGGAAACACCCUGUUCACCAGACAUCAAGUCUCGGUUGUUUUUGACAGACGACCCUGCCUUGGUUGUCCUUUACUCACAUCUACGUCACCAGACUCUGCAAACUUUGAGAGGAGCAUCCAAGAUUACACCGAAAGUUGAGUGGGAGUUUGUGCUGCACAGCGCCAAGCUAUAUGAUAGAAUGGGAUGCGAUCUUUUGGGAUUGGAUAUAGUACGUAAUUGGGAGUUCCAACAAUCACCUGGAGCAACUGGCCUUGGUGGAGAGGUCAACCCUCUGAAGCUGCUUCGUCGGAGAAGCUCUUUGGUGGUUGCCGACUUGCCUUCACCAACUCUUAAAUUCGACUCUCAUCGGGAGAACAAGAAGACGGUCAAACCACCACCCACGACAUUUGAAGAGCCAGAUGCUGGCUCUCUGCUCGACAGUUUUGGCUUCUGA
This is a messenger RNA of Fusarium musae, 3954 nucleotides long. RefSeq lists its product as uncharacterized. Gene Ontology annotation, molecular function: protein binding. Gene Ontology annotation, biological process: vacuolar acidification. The transcript has 8 exons. Gene Ontology annotation, cellular component: RAVE complex. The coding region runs from base 1 to 3954 and encodes 1317 amino acids. Lineage: Eukaryota; Fungi; Ascomycota; Sordariomycetes; Hypocreales; Nectriaceae. The record is from RefSeq and is a predicted model, not a curated record.